AUGUCGACAGGUGCAGGUGAUUCAUUUGUAACAUCAACGACAGUAAUGAAAAAAUCACAUAUAAAAUCAGAUGAAAUCAAACAACGUACAAGCGAAUUAAAACAAUCUUUAGCAAUAUGGCGUAAUAUUCUUCUUCCAUUGAACAAUUUACUCGAAUGGGAGCAUAAAUACGAUCCAAUGGUUAUUUUUGGUAUUAUUACUUUCAUUUUCAUUUUUAUACUUCAAGCAAAUCCACCGGUAUUAACACUUGUCAGUUGCGUCGUUCUCAUCUUUGUUCUGAUUGAUCUACUUGUACCAAUUGCAAUUCGUAUCCUUUUCAAGAAUGAUCAUUGGACAUCAGCUAAAGAAGCCAAAUUCACUCGAUUAUGUGAACGUAUUGCUAAUUUCGAAGAACACAUUAAAGAACUAUGCGAAUCAGCCUUGAAAAUGCGUAAAGAACGACCACUUAUGUAUUUAAUGGUCGGAGCUAUUUUUCUUGCUUUCAUCGCGUUUUGCGGUCAACGUAUUGACAAUCUUCUUCUCAGUUAUUUAACAACACUGACAACCUGUCUGAUUCCUGGUAUUCGUAAUCGUCAAGUAAUUCCCUUCAUGCGUCAACAGAUUGUUGACUUCUGGAAUAAUAAAAAAUCAUCGAAUUCAUCUCCAGCACCAAACGUUUCGGUGUCAAGUUCAAAUCCAGUAUCAAUUUCAUCAAUUCGUACAACUGCAGUUGUCCGACCAACGUCGUAUCAACCAACUCAUACACUCUAUUCGACAACAUCGUACGGUAUUAAUAAGAGCAAAGCCCAAUAA
Messenger RNA from Adineta ricciae, 792 nucleotides. NCBI's taxonomy places the organism in Eukaryota, Metazoa, Rotifera, Eurotatoria, Adinetida, Adinetidae. The record is from the annotation of a GenBank genome assembly.